Messenger RNA from Gadus morhua (Atlantic cod), 9316 nucleotides. RefSeq names its product ATP-dependent RNA helicase DDX3X. Gene Ontology annotation, molecular function: nucleic acid binding; RNA helicase activity; ATP binding. Bases 302 to 2671 code for a protein of 789 amino acids. The transcript is spliced from 21 exons. NCBI's taxonomy places the organism in Eukaryota, Metazoa, Chordata, Actinopteri, Gadiformes, Gadidae. The record is from RefSeq and is a predicted model, not a curated record.
AGCCAAUCACAGAGCUUGCUAUCUGACUCACAGCACGGAGCUGGAAGCACAGCAGCGUCAGCUGAGUCUGGAUGUGUUGCGGCCGUCGUAGCAAGAAAAAUAAAAUAAUCCACCCAAAAGUAAAACACGACAGUAGAAUUUGCAACCUGACUCGUUCCUAGUGACCCACAAGAGAGAGAGAGAAGAGAGAAGAGAAGCCGCACAGACGACGCGCAGCGGGGCUAACGCAGCGUUCACAUCAACCCGGCAAACAAAGAGACCCCUUUCCAACGUCAACAUUUUUCCUCCAUAUUCAAUAGUUAUGAGUCAUGUGGCCGUCGACAAUGUCCACGGUCUAGAGCAGCAGCUCGCUGUCCUGGACUUGGCAGCGGCAGAAGGUCAGGGUGGCGGCACUGGCAGGCGGUACAUUCCUCCACAUUUAAGGAACAACGAAAUUCCCCAAAAUGCAGGAAAUGCGUUCUCUGCCGGACGACAGCCCGGCUUCGCCAUGACUCCCGGGCCCAACUACGGCGUGGGCGGCUGGGACGGCGGCCGCAACACCUUUGUGAACGGCUACCACGACAACCGGCUCAACGGCGCUAACACCUUCAACCGCGGGCCGCCGCGAAUGGAGCGGGGGCGGGGCCUCAGCGGAGGCGGAGGGGGAUACCGCGGCAACAGGGGCGGCGGCACCUUCAACCCCAUCAGCCCCAUCAACCCCAUGCAGCCCAUGGCGUUCGCCGGCUACGAGAAUAAAGGCGUCGGCCAAGCGACUAAAGGCUUUGUCACCAUGCCGACAGACGCCGGCUGGAACACUGUAAAGGAGGCGUACGGCGGCGGCGGCGGCGGAGGCUUCGGUAACAACCGCGGCAAGUCGGCCUUCUUCAACGACCGCGGAAACGCAAACAGAGGACGUUUCGACCGCGGUGGCUUCGGCGGAGGCGGCGGUGGUGGUGGUGGAGGCGGCGGCGGUGGAGGCGGAGGCAACAGUCGCUGGGUUGAGGAGAGCAGAGACGACGAAGACUGGUCCAAACAAACCCCGCAAAACGAACGCCUCGAAAGUGAGCUGUUUUCCAGCAGCAACACCGGGAUCAACUUUGAGAAGUACGACGACAUUCCUGUGGAGGCCACCGGCCAGAACUGCCCGCAUCACAUCGAGAGUUUCCAGGACAUUGCGAUGGGAGAUAUUGUGAUGUCCAACAUCGCUCUGACCCGCUACACCCGGCCGACCCCCGUGCAGAAGUACGCCAUUCCCAUCAUUAAGAGCAAGAGAGACCUGAUGGCCUGCGCACAGACAGGGUCCGGUAAGACGGCCGCGUUCCUGUUGCCUAUCCUCAGCCAGAUCUUCGCGGAUGGGCCAGGAGAUGCACUGGCUGCGGCUAAGGCGUCUGGACAGGACAAUGGGAAAUAUGGGCGUCGCAAGCAGUACCCCAUCUCCCUGGUGCUAGCCCCCACCAGAGAGCUGGCCCUGCAGAUAUACGAUGAGGCCAGGAAGUUCUCGUACCGGUCGCGGGUGCGUCCCUGCGUGGUGUACGGUGGCGCCGACAUCGGGCAGCAGAUCAGGGACCUGGAGCGAGGCUGUCACCUGCUGGUGGCCACGCCCGGCCGGCUGGUGGACAUGAUGGAGAGGGGCAAGAUCGGCCUGGACUUCUGCAACUACCUGGUUCUGGACGAGGCGGACCGCAUGCUCGACAUGGGCUUCGAGCCCCAGAUCCGGCGCAUCGUGGAGCAGGACACCAUGCCCUCCAAGGGCCUGCGUCAGACCAUGAUGUUCAGCGCCACCUUCCCCAAGGAGAUCCAGAUCCUCGCCAGGGAUUUCCUCGAGGACUACAUCUUCCUGGCGGUGGGGCGGGUCGGCUCCACCUCUGAGAACAUCACCCAGAAGGUGGUGUGGGUGGAGGAGAGCGACAAGCGGUCCUUCCUGCUCGACCUCCUCAACGCCACAGUGAUCCCCAGCGAGAUACAGGACAAUACAGGAGAGACCAUAGAAAAGCCCGGGAAGGACUCUCUCACACUGGUGUUCGUUGAGACCAAGAAGGGCGCCGACGCCCUGGAGGACUUCCUGUACCGCGAGGGCUACGCCUGCACCAGUAUCCACGGCGACCGGUCCCAGCGCGACCGCGAGGAGGCGCUGCACCAGUUCCGCUCCGGACGCUGCCCCAUCCUGGUUGCCACUGCGGUGGCAGCUCGAGGCCUGGACAUCUCCAACGUGAAGCAUGUCAUCAACUUCGACCUGCCCAGUGACAUUGAGGAGUACGUCCACCGUAUCGGGCGUACGGGCCGCGUGGGGAACCUGGGUCUGGCAACGUCGUUCUUCAACGACAAGAACGGCAACAUCACGAAGGACCUCCUGGACAUCCUGGUGGAGGCCAAGCAGGAGGUGCCGUCCUGGCUGGAGAGCCUCGCCUACGAGCACCAGCACAAGAGCACCGGCCGCGGGCGCUCCAAGAGGUCAAGUUACCGUUCUGCUGGACAGGUUCCCAGGUUCUCCGGUGGGUUCGCCGCCAGGGACUACCGCCAGACCAGCGCCGCUAGUAACCCCGGGGGCUUUGGUGGUCGCGGCGGCGGCCGCAACCAAUCGGUGCACGGAGGGAACCGCGGAUUCGGAGGAGGGGGCUUCGGGAACUUCUACAGCAGCGACGGCUACGGGGGCAACUACUCCCACUCCCAGGUGGACUGGUGGGGCAACUAAACCCCUCCCCCAAAUGACCCUUCACCCCUCCCCCUUUGUCUAUCGUCGUCCUUCUCUUCAGCGUACCCUCCCCUAGUGGUUUAUUUGUUUUCGUUCCACAGCAUGCCCCCCCGUGCGGAAAUGUUGUGCCCCCCCCUUUUUAGAUCCUCUUCCUCGUCCAGCAUCCCCUCCACCUCCUCCCAUUACAGAGUCCACAGCCCUAAACGGAUCCCACACAAUAGUCAGUUGUUUUUCAUGGGACUUUGUGUCUUUGAUCGCUUGCUAGCCCCGCCCCCUAAACCCCCACCCCCUCAGCUUCUAGUGCACUUUGGUUCAUCAUCACCGUGACGAACGCAAAGCUCCCCAUUAACGCUGGGGAUUCGAAACGGAGAGUCUUGAGUCGUUUAACCCUUAGUUUCCCCUUAAAAAUCGCUCAGGGGGAAUCACACUGCGGGAGGGAGGUAUGACCUCAAGUUCAUCGACCUUUGGGUUGCGGUGACCGCCGUAGUGCUCACCCCCCCCCCCCCCCCCCCCCUAUGUAGCUGUCACUCACCGCCUCCCCCCUCCCCUGACUUCAGCGUAUGACCAGCCUGUGUUUCCCAGAUCCACACAAACUUAACUCCCUUAAUCCACGGCUCGGCAUUCAAAGGCAUGACGCCAGAUCCCCUCCCUCCCCCCUGGACUUAAGUUCUUUUUAAGUGUCGAUGUGUGACCGUGUGUGCACUGGCAUGGCUGUUUUCAUAGGUCACCCAGCCCAGACACCAGUAGUCGUCACGCAGCGUUUAAAAGAGAGCUUUCAGUGUUUUCGUCGUUCAAGCGAUCCCAUGAAACUGGCCGUCUUCUCAUGGCCAUGCGACAGAUAGACAGACAGACAGUCAGAGUAUCCUAGCAGAGUUUUCAUUUUUUUUGGAUAGAAAGGCAGAAAUUUGAUUGACAGGUGUGCCGGCGAGACACGAUGGUUGUUUCUCGACGACAAACUGUGGUAAAGUCGUGAACUUGUGCACUUUUAAAUUCCACCCGCUCAGAAAUGCAUUUUUCUCUUUGCUGCAAAAAACAAUGGAGCAUUUGUUAGUGUACUGUGCCUCCGAGAAUCAGAACGGUAUCUCCUGCAAUUGUGUUUCUUUGUUUUAAUUGCCUGAAUAUACAUAUAUAUAUCAAUAUAAAUAAAUAUAUAUAUGUGUAUAAAACCGGCGACCAACUUUUUAGCCCGCUGUGACUCAAAUAUGUCUUUAAUAUCAUGUUUUGGUGAACAUGUUUUGUGGAUUUCUAUUUGGAAGGAAAAACCCAACUAGAACUAAAUCAAACCUUGGCAAACAACCUAAAAAAUCGUUCGUCUAUAGAAGUCAAUCGCAGGGUCUUAUUGACACGCCGAAUCCCAAAAGCAUCUUAUCUGCGUCGCUGUGUUCAACCCGCGUCGCCGAAGGCCCAGUACCAGUCUGUGUGUGUGUGUGUUUGAAAUUGAAAUAUCAAAUGCCACGCACUGCAUCCUGCUUUCGGGGAUGCCAAGAUUGCAUCCGAAGUUUGUGUGAAGCAAAACAACCAAUUGAUGAAAAGGCGUCAAUGUGUUCAUGUUAAACACAGGACAUGUCACGGCAUCGCAACAGCCUGUGGACCGUGCUGUGUAUCUUUUAAUUUUACGACAUUUUCCACGAAAGGUACUGGCUGCGGGACAGUUGAGGCGACGGCAGAGGGGUAACAUGCUUUUGGGAAGGCACGCCCUGUUUCGAGGUGACCUAAGUGUCACACCGUGAGCUCUGGGGGUUCAGGGGGGCACCAUCUGGGUUUCCCAAAGCCAUUCCGACCACUAAAUCGGAAUAAAAAAAAAAAGAUAUGGAUUACAUUUUUUGGAAAAAACAGUUACGAUUUAUUUUCUCUGAAAAAACGAAUUGGAUGUGCAGAAACAAUGUGAAGCUGUGCACUGGGUUUACCGACCUUUUGACCCCCAGAAAUGGAAGUGGUGGAACCCGCAUUGCUACCAGCCGAAAAUUGAAAACGAGUGUCCGAAUGUUCGGUCCGCGGAAGAGCUCAGUGGCGCCUGAUUGGCUUUGGGAAACUGAUCCUUUGUCGCAACGACUGCAGACGGGAAAACCUAUUUCCGCUGUCGAUGUUUUAAAGAAGCCCCUCGUCCGCCAAAAGUCACCUAUUUCAAAGGGGUACACACAAAGCAAAUCAUUUCAAAAGAGUUCAAUUUAUUUCUCGCUCACUCUAUCCUGGAGAGUCUAGUAUGAAGAAGUCUUCUCUAAAAAAACAAGCCGUUCGAAGUUUAUCCAUUUGGUUCCCUGGAGGUGAUAAAAAGUCGAGUGGGGGAUGGGCGUGUUUUGGGGGGGUGGGCGUCGUACAACGGGGCAUCACUAGCCAGUGGCGCUGGACACCACUAGCAUCGGCUUUGUAUAGAAGUCGAGUUAAACGUCUGAGCGUCACGCCCGGGAAGCCAAGCUAGUUCUGUCCGGGCGAUAUAUCGGAGGCUAGGUUUUAGUCUCCUUAACCCCGACACGAAGUCCAUUCCCGCUUCUAAAAUGUUUUUUGUUCCGAGCAGCAGAAGUCAAAAUGUACAGUCUGUACGAUUUGAGUUUAAAAAUUAAAACAACGUACAUUUUGUAUUUAUUUAUAUUUUUUUUAAACAGGGCCUCGUUUUUCGGGUAUUCGGGGGUUGAGACGCUCCUAUUCUCGUACGUGAUUUAGGAUUUACGACAUCUGUGGUAAAUAUGUGCAAAUGUCUGCAAAUGAGAUGCGUACCGUUUUUGGUGAAUCUUGUUUUGCAACACAUUUGUUCCUUGUUUUCCUCGGGUCAAAGAAGGAUUUAGUUUUACAAAAUCAAAUGUUAAAAAAGGGGGUAUUUUCCCUUAUUAAAAUAGUGCCAGUGAGGAAGAUUCUUUGCUGGUAACACACGCGAGGUCCUGUCGUUCUACUUCCCUUAAUUUUUUGCACAUCGGCUUUGAGAGACAAACAAGGCAAGUUAACGUAUGCAAGUGUUAUUGUUUUUUGGUCAAGAAGUAAACAUAAAAUUCUGCAGUUUAGCAGAAAUGAAAUAUUCCUCUACAGGCUUUUAUUUAGCUAAUUCAGGUCUCUUUCUCAAUUGUUGUGUACUCCAUAUUUUUUUUUUAAACAUCGAUUUUCACUCCCCCCGACAGACAUAAGCUGUAAAAACGAGGCAGCCUUACAAAAUAUUUAAUUUAUUAGAGUUUCAACGAGAGGUCAUGUACACGCCAGAAUAAUCAACAGCAAUAGUGCUUUCAAUCGUUUUACUCAAGUUAUUAUUAGAUUCCUAGGAUGGCUGGUUUGCAUUGUUAAGAAACUGAAGAACCACACACCCACGUGUAAUUAGAACUGUCAAACGGGACAAAGUCUCGCUGGUAUUGUUUUAAUUGAAUUGGAUUUUUUUUUGUUCAGAGCCCCUCUAUAGUCGUUAGGCCAUGGUUAGAGCAUUGAAUACCUGAGAAGACCUCAAAACCCCUCACAACUCGAGGGAGGGCAUCCCUGUGGAAUCUCUUGAAUCAAGUCAGUGGCGAGGGCAUUAAUAUGAUCUCAUCUGGGAACUCAACUCUAGGCAGUGGACUCUUCUGGACCUUGAGCAACUAGGGAGGUGUUUUUUUUACGUGGUAACGCUUCUGCUCAGUGAUGUGUUCGGGGUCUUGCCUGCGAGUUCAGGGCGUCUCUGGCUGUGUUUUGUGGCAACGUUGGCCACUGGCUUUUAGGUUGCUUCGGGAAAUCGUUUGUCAGAAAUAUAUCAGUUUCCCUUACAAUGGGACAACUGGAUCCGUUUCCCCUCAAGACGAUUAGAAAGCAGUACUGUGGCAGCAUCUGUUACGUGACACCAAAUGUUGUUUUGUCUCCCCACCGUUUAGACGAUUGGAUUUUAUGUUGGAAAGUCUUAAAAUUGGUUGAGUGCCAAAAAUAAAUAAAGAAAAAUAAAUCGGUUUUUAUACCUGCUGGCAGUUCGUGACCAUUUUGUUGCUGAUGUUCAUUUUUUUCUACAUUUAAAAUAAGGUAUUUGAGGAUAGCAUAUGAGCUGAGGGUGUACUAGCCCACAUGCUUUUUAGGCAUCAGUGUGCGUUGUUUUUGUAUUUGUUACAAGGGGAUGUUGUGAGCGGUUCUCUUUGCACCUCAACGUGCCGGCAAGGAGCAUUCAGUUAAAAGAAGCAUUCCGUAAAGAACGUAGAGUUGUUUCCUCAGAAGAUUCCGUGAAGUCGUGGAGUUUUACGCGUGGACGGAUUCCGAAAAGACGUAGACUUUUACGCCUCGACAGAUUCCGUAGAGUCGUAGGUCCUAACAGAACGGAGUGAACCCUGCUCCCUGCGGUGACAUGACGGGGCCCAUAAUGGAACGAGCCGUUAAAAGUUGACCUCCCCCCAGCCCCCCACCCUCCGCCUUGAGUAGCAACACAACACAAUGACCUUUCAGAGCAGACCACUGAUUCAUCGGACACUCCCCCUUUUUAUUAGCAAGAUUUCUGUUUUCAACACAGGGGGCCUUCUCCUGGGUUUACACGGCUAGGAUUGUGUCUGAACGAACCCCAUACUUACUGUGAGACCUGCGCAGUGCCUUGAUCUUAUCGAAUUCCAACAUCUUCCACCUGAGCCCCCGGCAAGGCAUGCUGCCCCCCCCCCCCCCCCCCCCCCCCCGAGUCAGUAACAAGGACCCUGUGAAGUUCAAGAACAGCCGGUAUACCCCAUGAACUCGGACCAUGAAGACGACGUCGUAGCACACGCAAGCAGAUUUGUAAAUAGAUAAUUUUGUACAUGCGCCACGACCAACGCUCUCCCCUCUCCCCACUCUCCCCUCCACUCCGAGAGGGGAAGUUCCCACACCUUUAUCUCCGGAGGAGGUCGUUCACGGGAUCUAUCAACCCCGAACGUUUUUCCCCAACGUUUGACGCAUUCAAUUUGGUGACGCCCCUUUCCCAGCAGGGGGUCCUGAUUAGACGUCCCCCAGUUAAACAGCGGUGUUCCCCCACACCAGCGGUGGUCUCCGUUGGCCCCCUCCUCACCCCCCUGGUUUUAUAUCCCUGCACACGGUCGUUCUAUAGUCCUGCUCCCUGCACUGUCCGCACAGUCCUACACACAGCGGUUUCCAGUCACAUAGUCAAACACGGCAGGGUUGGCCUUUCACAGUCAUAAUCCUGUACACAGCGGGGUUCUCCAUAGCCGUACACAUUAGAGGUGCUACGCUUCUGGUAGCCCAGCGGUUAGCGGUCGUCCCCUAACACCCCCCCCCCCACACCAGCCGCCCCAAUUUACAUGUGGUUGAUGGAACUAUUAAAUCCACCCCUGAUUUUCUGAUGCGCUGCGACACGAUACUUAUUUAGGUUUGUACAUUCAGCUUUAACGUUCAGCAGACAUUUUCUCGAGGGCAUUCCCUUUGCGCCCUCAGGGGAGAGUGUGUGUGUGUGUGUGUGUGUGUGUCUUAAGACAACGACCACUACUGUGUGCGUUUGUUUUAUUGAAGUCACAGGGUGAUUGAGUGAGGAAGUGUGUGUGUGUGUGUGUGUGUGUGUUCAACUACAGAGUGUGUGUUGAACGAAACAGUGUGUGGGGGACGGGGGUUUUCAGCCGAGGCAGCCGGGGGGGGGUCACAGGAAGGGGUUCAUGAUGGACAGUUACAGAGGAAAUUAGCAUAUUUGCACACAACAACAAAGACCUAGAAUCUACUUCUGCUGCUAGUUUGUGUAAUUUAUCAAGCAUUUUUGAGAAAUAUUUAUUUUUAUAAGCCUAAUAAAAAAAAAAAUGAUAUUGAAAGUCACUUGACCAAAAGACAGUUAAACAAAACACUGGCAGUUGAAUGUCGAAAUAUCGUGGAUCGUGUGAGUGGAAAUUUCUAUUUUUCUCGGGUAGUGUGAGCUUUUUAAAUGUUAAAGAAGCGACGUGUAGGAAUUUCUCGUUUCAUUCAUCGCUGUUUUUUGCCGCGACGUUCCUCUGGCAAGAUAGCGGGAAUUCCCGUUUGAAGGAAUUCCGCGAGCCAGAGGACAUUUUGUUGAAAGUGUUGAUGUUAGACGAAUCGGUCCCAAGUGAACCGCUUAUUUUUUCACGUUGUCUCUUUUAAAAAAGUUGUAAAAGUUCUCAAAUUUUUCCGAUUUCAAUUUUAUUUUAUUUCUUCUCGAUGACGGGCAGAAAUUUCAAUUUCAAUCGCUCAAAAGGCUUUCCGAUAAAUCUGCUUUUUGGGGAAGCGGCUCACGGGAUCCGAAUUCUAGCACCAACAGCUCGGCGGUCAGUAUCGACAGCGAUGCGUUUGGAGAAAAUCCUACAGAAGUUGCCUUUAAAGUCAUAUUGGACUCUCUAUCGGAUCUGUAAGCCUGUUCGCGUAACAGGCUGUCAUUGCCAACAAAUUCUGAUCUGCUGGAAUCAACCGUCUUUAAAUCGGCGAACUAAAAAAAUCGGAAACCAACAAUGCCAAGGUUUGGAUUAAUAAAAUAAAAACAAAACGUUAAGAUCAAAAAUGGUAAAUGAGAAAAAAAAUAAAAAACAUAAAAUAAACCAAAAAAAAAGACAAAACAUAACCGUACGAAAAAACAAUGUCCAGAUUCUCUCCAGUUAUUUACAUUUUAAUUUUUUUGGUUCAUUUGAGUUGCUGUUUUUUUUUUCCUUCCCCUACACUCUUGUGAAUGUCUGGCAAGUGGCGAUCUUUAUAGUCUUUGUAACACAAAUAAAUAAACAUGUGGAUCUGUUGAUA